AUGCGUCUCAUCAACACAACCACUUUUGAGCUCGAAGAGUACUUCGGGUCUAAUAUACCCAAAUACGCGAUUCUUUCACAUGCCUGGGGAAAUGAGGAGGUCUCGUUCCAAGACUGGGCAAAUCCGACCCGCCGAAUUGCGAAGGCGGGAUACCUCAAAAUCGAUUCCGCCUGCCGCCAAGCAAGGGGAGAUCGGCUUGGCUACCUCUGGGUUGAUACGAAUUGCAUCGACAAAUCUAGCUCAGCCGAGCUAACCGAGGCUAUCAACUCCAUGUUCACUUGGUAUCGCGACGCACGCAUCUGCUAUGUAUAUUUGGAGGAUGUCCCAGAGAAAAAUUUUGAGAACAGUCGCUGGUUUACUCGCGGUUGGACUCUACAAGAAUUACUGGCCCCCAGCAUAGUCAACUUUUACGACGAUGGUUGGACGAUGCUGGGUACCAAGCAGAACCUGGCCACGAAAAUCUCCAAUAUCACAGGCAUCGAGAUGAAUUAUCUUGUUAAACGCAAUGAUUUUACAUAUGCCAGCGUCGCUACAAGAAUGGACUGGAUUUCCCGUCGAAAAACUACCCGGGAAGAAGACAUGGCCUACUGUAUGCUUGGAAUAUUUGACAUAAAUAUGCCCCUUCUUUACGGGGAGGGGCGUAAAGCUUUUAUGCGCCUGCAAGAGGAAAUCAUUAGAGUGUCUAAUGACCAUACAAUCUUUUGCUGGACGUGGGAUAAAGAAAUUCCCGGGUUCUGCGGCACUAUACUAUCCGUGUCGCCGUUAGCAUUCUCAAACUCGGCCAAGUAUAAUACCCAGCAUGGCCGUGGCCGACCCAUCCCGUACUCGAUCACGAACGUUGGGCUAUCGAUUCGGCUUCCCAUUCUGAGCGCCUGGCGGUGCGCGAGUUGGCAUAGCUUUAUAUGGCUCCCUUGA
Messenger RNA from Ilyonectria robusta, 915 nucleotides. RefSeq names its product heterokaryon incompatibility protein-domain-containing protein. Bases 1 to 915 code for a protein of 304 amino acids. The record is from RefSeq and is a predicted model, not a curated record. The transcript has 2 exons. NCBI's taxonomy places the organism in Eukaryota, Fungi, Ascomycota, Sordariomycetes, Hypocreales, Nectriaceae.